AUGAAGGGCUUCCUGCAGGAGGUCAGGGUCUAUGAUGACGACGCAGACGGCUUCAUCCUCACGCCCCAGUUGGGCAAGCUGGUCCGCUCGGCCCGGCUCUUUCCCUCCGAGGACAACAUUGAGGAACUCAAAAAGCGGGUGGACCGGGGCGGCCGCUUCUGCCAGGAGGACUUCAUCACUGCCACUCUGGACUUCCACGAGCGACAGAAGCACAUAAACCACGAGCAAGAAAUGAUGAAGGCCUUCGCCUUCUUCGACGAAGAGGAAUGUGGCACGAUUCCUCUUGAGGAGCUGAAGAAAAUCAUGGAGUCCUUCAGCGAGCCCCUCUCCAACGAGGAGGCCGAGGAGAUCAUGCGGCUGGCUCGCAAGUCGGGCGACGGGAAGCUCCACUACCGAGAAUUCGUCAAGAUGAUCCUCAGUGGAAAGGUGGACUGA
Hippocampus zosterae (dwarf seahorse) is the source of this 435-nucleotide messenger RNA. Its product is annotated as calmodulin-like. Gene Ontology annotation, cellular component: myosin II complex. The coding region runs from base 1 to 435 and encodes 144 amino acids. The transcript has 2 exons. NCBI's taxonomy places the organism in Eukaryota, Metazoa, Chordata, Actinopteri, Syngnathiformes, Syngnathidae. Gene Ontology annotation, molecular function: calcium ion binding. The record is from RefSeq and is a predicted model, not a curated record.